Molecule: messenger RNA, 933 nt
Organism: Penicillium griseofulvum
Lineage: Eukaryota; Fungi; Ascomycota; Eurotiomycetes; Eurotiales; Aspergillaceae
Exons: 1
Coding region: 1-933 (310 amino acids)
Biological process (GO): regulation of transcription by RNA polymerase II
Cellular component (GO): core mediator complex; mediator complex
Molecular function (GO): transcription coregulator activity
Source: RefSeq, a predicted model, not a curated record
AUGAACGCACUUGUCCAGUCUGCCCUGACUGAUGUCGAAUCCAAACUCAAUGCUCUUCUGACUAGCCUCACCACGUCUCCCACGGCUGCAGGCGCCCCUGCCGCAGCUGUCGCCCUGCUCGACGCGGACGAUGUGCUAACCUCCGCCAUUGAAACCCUUCGACAGCACCAAGAAAAUUACGCAAAGAUCCUCCGACUGCGAAACGAGGCACAGCAGCUAGAGGAACAGGUCAAGGGCAUCGUGGGGGACAUUGACGGGUUCGACAAAGAGAUUCGCACAGCUUGUGGAGACAACGGCGACAGCGACAGCGAUUUCGAUUCUGACUCCGAUGACGAACUGGGGGGAAAGAAAUCAUUACUACGGGGAAUCAAAGAGAUUGACUACAGGUUACUCUUGGAUUUUGCACGUCGCAUCAGCAAAUACAACCACGAAGCAGCAGCCGAUGCCGCAACAGGCAUCGUGAAACGACAAGAGGGGACCGCCCUCGCCGAUAAAGACGUGACGAUGACGGGGACAAACGGAGACCAGCCAACAGAGGAGGGCGCAGAACCAGUGGCAUCUGUCACCAAAAACGCAACACAGUGGUUGGACGAGUCCGCGAACGUUACGCGCCAGGUCUACAUGCUACCCUACCCGAUGGAGGAACGGAUACGGAUGGGACUGAUGGGUCAAAUCCAGCUUACUGCUGGUGAAGAUUCUGAAAAGGAGGUGGAGCGGUUGUUACGCGAAGCUGAGGGUCUUGGGGCCGCAGAACCGCCAGCACCGGUCGAACUUGCGGAAAGCACAAAGCAGGCGGGCGAGGCUGCGAAGGCUGCAGCUCAUGCCGGAUCAUUGGCCGCUGGAAUGCCGCGGGCGCAUGCGCCAGCACCGAAACCCAAACCCAAGGCGAUGCUGGACCUUGAUCUCUACGACCCCGAUGAAGAUGAUGAUUGA